AAUUAAAUAUUAUAAUGACAAGUAUUAUUUUCAAGGGCACAGGCCAAAUAUGUGACAAUUUGAUGUUCAUGUGAUGAUAGAUAUAUUGAUAAUUCUAAGCAGUUCUGUUCAUUAAUCUUAAAAUCACUGAAAAUGUUAACUUGUGAUCUGAACAAUAUCAUUAAUUCACUAAGUAAACUGUAAUACUAGCUAGCCCCAGGCAUUAGCCCAAGUGGUUUUCAGAGGGCACUUGGGUGUCAGGAAUGUGAGGUCUUAGGUCCAAGUCUAUGGAGAGAGAAGCUACGUUAUAAUCUUACUAAGUUCUUAACGUCAUACCGUUGGCAAAAAAUAAAAAUGACACUGUAUCUGUAAUACUAGCCUGUUUGGUUGUUUUCUUUUUCUUUUUUUAUUUUUGGUUCUUGAUUUUGUGUUACAGAAAUGAAACAAUGAAAAGUUCGAAAACACCCACUGAUAUCAUUUUUAUUGUUGUAUGAAUCAAUUUUUGAAAAUUCAAAAAUAACUUUUUAGUGUUUCCUAAAAAGGGUUAAUUUUAAAUAAUAAAAAAUUCCUGAAAAAAGCUUUCAGAAGCAGCUCGCCAAACAAGCUUUGUAUUUUUCGAAAAACAAUACAGAAAACAAAAAUAAAAAAGAAAACAAAAGCAAACAAGCUGCAUGGUUAAUGAGGUAAGUGUGGACACUAGUGGUACAUAUAUGCCAGUGUUCCUCUAUAAAUCCAGACUAGUUCUGUGUUUACAUGGUGGAAACUAGCAGGUAUGGCAGAAAAAGUAGGAGAGAUCGAUCAGAAGAUAGAAAGCAAUGAAAGAUUAAAGAGCAAGUGUAAGGGAAGUGUACAGACAAUACUGCUCGGUUCCUUACGCACAGUUUUGAAGCACUCAGAUGGGUUGGACAUGUUGUUGAUGGCACUGGGAACAAUUGGAUGUGUUGCGGAUGGAGCAUGCAUGUCUGCAAUCAUGCUAGUUCUAGCCAACCUCAUGAAUGGUUAUGCUGCUGCUACUUCUCUCACUCCCAAAGUCAUAAAUACGUAUGCUCUGUCUUUGCUCUACGUUGCUAUCGGUGUGGGUAUCGGUGGAUUUCUAGAAGGAUUCUGUUGGGCACGCACUGCAGAACGGCAAACAUCACGUCUACGCACUAGAUAUUUGCAAGCCGUCCUACGACAAGAAGUUGGGUUCUUCGACACAUUUCAAGGAGCUUCCAUGACAUCCCAAGUGGUUACCAGUAUUACAACCGGCAAACUUGUCAUACAAGGAGUUCUUAGCGAAAAGGUCCUUUAACUUCAAUACAUCUCACUUCAAAAUAGAGUUAAACUAUUU
Camellia sinensis is the source of this 1309-nucleotide messenger RNA. NCBI's taxonomy places the organism in Eukaryota, Viridiplantae, Streptophyta, Magnoliopsida, Ericales, Theaceae. The record is from RefSeq and is a predicted model, not a curated record.